This is a messenger RNA of Saccharomyces kudriavzevii IFO 1802, 2205 nucleotides long. RefSeq names its product Mak10p (gene MAK10). The transcript has a single exon. Gene Ontology annotation, cellular component: NatC complex. The coding region runs from base 1 to 2205 and encodes 734 amino acids. The record is from RefSeq and is a predicted model, not a curated record. Lineage: Eukaryota; Fungi; Ascomycota; Saccharomycetes; Saccharomycetales; Saccharomycetaceae. Gene Ontology annotation, biological process: N-terminal peptidyl-methionine acetylation.
AUGGAGGUGGACAAUAUAUUAGGUUCUCUGAGCAUUACCGAUGACUUUGACCAAUUGGUUGACGUGACAAGCCUUUUUAAUGAACUCUGUUCGAAAUUAAAACCAGAGACCAUCGUCAAAGAUCCCAGGUUUGAUCUAUUCGAGGGCACACAUUCCUUGGAGGUCAACAACUCCAAGUUGGAUUCAAGUCUCAUAGAGCUGACUGCAGAAGAAGUAGAAUUUAAUUUGGACGUCGCAUAUGAACCGCCACUCGCAAGCGUGACAGCUAUAGCAGAUAGAUUGCUAAGAUGUGUUAUCUCAUGGCUCAACGAGUAUCAGACUCUACCUACGACCGUAUUGAGCUGUAGAUACACGGAAAGCCUGUUAUCGUCAUUGAUUGAGGGAACAAGUGCUGGUCCAUUUUGGCAUACGGGCGAUGAUUUGUAUGAUAAAGUGCUCGUGAGCUGCGUACUUGGAGUUUGUUACUUAACAAAAUUUGUGCAGAGACUCUUGAGUGCUGGCAUCGUUUUUGAAGAAGAGGAUUUGAACUAUAAUAGCAUGGGUUUUAACACGUUCAAUAAUUUGCCGGAACAAGAUGCUAUUAUUAAUAGCAUCAUAGAAAGUCUCCAACUACUGGAAACAUAUUCAGAUGAUAGCUUACAUUUGACUAUGCUGAAACAUAUACUUAAGAUCAUGCUUUGCUUAGUCCAUUUAGAAGACCAUCUGACAAACUACUCGACAGAAACAAUGCACUUGGAUGAACUAAUCGAAAAUGCUAACCUUGUCAAUGGUAUACUUCCGCAACUACAAUUGUCUCCACCAAGCGGUUCAUUCUCUACACAUAUACAAAAGCACAGGUCUAAUCAAUUCCCUCCCAGGAAAAUUACAAAAUUACCCACAGAUUACAGCGGUUUCAUUACAAUUUCAGAGGAUAUUAAAACAGUACUGCUCGUGUACAAAGCAGACUCUGCGUUGGAAACCUAUCAGUUUGCGAGAUUUUUCAACAAAUUGAAACAGAGGCAUGUUAUCGCAAGAAUCUUAUUCCCCUUGAUUUUCAUCAGAGACGACAGAACUGUCUUGGGAAGAUUCUCGUUCACCCACUUUUAUUCACUGCAUGUCAAGGAGUUUUCAGCACAAACUCCAUCAAAACUUUUAUCCAAUAUAGGUAGUGAACUUAUUCAGGAAAGUUCCAAUAUCCUCCUGGAAUGGUACCAAAACUCAUCCCAAAAUACGUGUAGAUAUAGACAGGGUUUCAACCGGCAACUAAUACUAUGGGAUUCUCUCCAAGCCCAAUUCGAAGGCAUCAAUCCACAAAUUUACUGUUCAUGGACAUAUUUUAUGAAACUAUCAAGUAUGAUCGAGUUUUCCCUGAAGGGGUUCGACUUAAAUAUCUACAAGCCUUUUGAAGCCUACUCUAUGUUUUGGUAUGUCUAUUAUUUAAGUCACCACUUGGAAAAUUUGUUGAAAGAUUGUCAAAAUGAUAUCGAAUCAAAUGUUAAUGCCAUCCAUUCAAUGAAUAAGAAACUGAAAAAAUUGAAAGCUGGUGAUAAGAAGGACCAAUUGAGAUUAAAGUAUAGGUUCGCCAUGGACAAUGAAAUGGAGCAAUUACAGACUACCAAACAGUUUUUGAACUAUCUUUUGGAAGAGGUUGGUAUCACCAAGUCGUUAUGCUUGAUAGAGGUUUUCCAAUUCGCAAUUUUGAAGUCAUUCCAUUUAAUUGAUAAUAAAAACGACGUCCCCCUGAAGUUUUCUAAUGAAAAGUUAAUUCAUAAUUUGAGGUUCAAGCCAUUUAAUUCGAUUGGUGUCCCUGAGUUACCGGAAUAUGAAGUUUUUCAACAAACUCUCAAAGAUUUUACUAUUACUGAAGAAGAGGAAACUGCUUUUGACAUAAAAGUAGAAAGAGCUACCACCUUCAUUGAAAACGAAGCACAUAAGAUCAUUGCUUCUAUUGAUGAGAUAAUGCGAGGCAUUAAAGGAGGAGAUAAUAACGGUGUCCUGGUCACAGGAACAAGAUUGGUUCAAGAGUUAUCUCUUGAGUACUAUUCCAAACUGAAGCACACUUCUAAAGCUCUUGCGGUCAAUUCAAAAGUCGUCAUUGGCGCUUUGAAGAGGAUCAUCGAGGACAAGGACUCCGACAACUACAGAGUUGAAUUAAUUCAUACAGCGGACGGCUGGAACUACUUCCCUAUACAAACGUUGAAAGUGAAGGAAAAUCGCCAUAAGUGA